Sorex fumeus (smoky shrew) is the source of this 5344-nucleotide messenger RNA. RefSeq names its product fibroblast growth factor 12 (gene FGF12). The transcript has 5 exons. Gene Ontology annotation, cellular component: cytoplasm. Gene Ontology annotation, biological process: regulation of cell migration; positive regulation of gene expression; cell differentiation. The coding region runs from base 206 to 937 and encodes 243 amino acids. Gene Ontology annotation, molecular function: growth factor activity; fibroblast growth factor receptor binding. NCBI's taxonomy places the organism in Eukaryota, Metazoa, Chordata, Mammalia, Eulipotyphla, Soricidae. The record is from RefSeq and is a predicted model, not a curated record.
UUUAAGUUGGUCACCACUGCCCAGACUCUGAUUUAUCCUUGUGGGCACCGGGUUUUCAAGACUGCAGCCUCCUCAAAUAUUAGCACUGCCUCCUCCCCGCGCCUGCCCUCUCCCUCCCGGCCGCCGAGGUCCUGCCCUGGUCCCGGCGGAUCGCAAGUCCGAGGGCGCCGUGGAGCCCAGGGCCUGGGGCCCGCGCUGAGCAGCUAUGGCUGCGGCGAUAGCCAGCUCGUUGAUCCGGCAGAAGCGACAGGCGAGGGAGUCCAACAGCGACCGGGUGUCGGCCUCCAAGCGCCGCUCCAGCCCCAGCAAAGACGGGCGCUCCCUGUGCGAGAGGCACGUUCUCGGGGUAUUCAGCAAAGUGCGCUUCUGCAGCGGCCGCAAGAGGCCAGUGAGGCGGAGACCAGAACCCCAGCUGAAAGGAAUUGUGACAAGGUUAUUCAGCCAGCAGGGAUAUUUCCUGCAGAUGCACCCAGAUGGUACCAUUGAUGGGACCAAGGACGAAAACAGUGACUACACUCUCUUCAAUCUAAUUCCUGUGGGCCUUCGUGUGGUGGCCAUCCAGGGGGUGAAGGCCAGCCUCUAUGUGGCUAUGAAUGGUGAAGGCUAUCUCUACAGCUCAGAUGUGUUCACUCCUGAAUGCAAAUUUAAGGAAUCUGUGUUUGAAAACUACUAUGUGAUUUAUUCUUCUACACUGUACCGUCAGCAAGAAUCAGGCCGAGCGUGGUUUUUGGGACUCAAUAAAGAAGGUCAAAUUAUGAAGGGGAACAGAGUGAAGAAAACCAAACCCUCAUCACAUUUUGUUCCCAAACCGAUUGAAGUGUGUAUGUACAGAGAGCCAUCACUACAUGAAAUUGGAGAAAAACAGGGGCGUUCAAGGAAAAGUUCUGGGACACCAACCAUGAAUGGAGGCAAAGUUGUGAAUCAAGAUUCAACAUAGCUGAGAACUUUUCCCCUAGUCCCUCUCUCAUCCCUUCCCUUUCUCUUCCCUCCCCGUUACCCAUAUCCUUCCAAUUAAACCCACCCAAGGAGAGGAAAGUAAAAAUGGCAACGUGGGACCUAGUGGCUAAGUUUCUGCGCUCAAAUCUUCCUUCUGUGUAGGACAAAAAAAAAUGUACCAAAGCUUGCCUGUUGCAAUGUGGUAGAAAAUGCACAUGCACAAAGAUUAGUACAUAUCAAAUCAAUGGAAAAAUUGACCAAGACUCCGCCAACAUUAAAGUUAACUGUACUGUUAUUAACAGAGGGCUAUAAUUGUAAUGAAAACAUACUAUAAUAAAGAUAAAAUUGUAAUUAUUUUAAAGAAAAGGUUUUGGAGAAUUAAACUUAUAAAUGACCACAAUUCCCUAAUUUGUUUAACUCUGGAUUUUAGAGAUGUAUGCUUUCUUUAGACCUCUGAAAUUAACAAAUAAUUGCAUUAUGUUCCCAGGAUUUUUUUCUAUUAUGGUAUUGAAGUUGUAGAAAUUACAAUUCUUCCCAAGCUCUAAAUUAUGUCAUCAGAAAUCAUUUAUCAAGAAAAGAAUUUAAAUUUAUUUUUUAAAUUAUUAUUUAAGAUUGGUCAAACUAACCCAUAUAAUGAACUUAAGGUAUUUGCUGAUUUGGUACCUUCAUUAAAAAAGAGGUUCAGAUUCUCAAUUGGAAAUAUAUUUUGUCAAGGUAUCAUAUUUUGUUAUUUAUAAAAAAAACAUUGUUCUGACAAUAAGGUGACUUAUGAGAAUUAUUUGUCAUUGCCAUGCUCAGGUAGUGAUGUACAUGUUAUAAUAUUGUAAUUUGUCCAAUGUUCUACUUUGUGGACACUCUUGAAAGAACAGGUGCAUGUAUGAAACUUAGACAAUUCAGACCUUCUCUUGCAGCAGGAAAGAAAGGGAGUUUGCAUAUGAAAAUAGUCCUAUAAAAACUGAUCAAAGAAAAUUGUAUUUGCCUUUGUACCUUACUAGAGUUUAUGUAUAUAGUGUUUCCACAUACUACCAACGAACUGGGAGGCAUAGCUGUGACAUUCCUAACUUACUAAUUUCUGAAAUCAGUGACUUGUUUGUGGCUGUGUGCUAUUGUUUGUUAUGUCCAGUUGAUAAUAACUGUCUCCUACAAUACUGAAGGAUAUUUGUAACACAAAAAACUGUCAAGAGGUAGGGAAGAGUAUGGAAUCAACAGCUGUGACUCCAAAAGAUAGAAUUGUAUGAGUGAUGUAAAAGAUUUUUUCAAAAGGUGUAAGACUAGACAUAUAUACAGGAAUACUAAUGUAUUUGGAAAAAAUUAGAAAAGAAAUGAUUGUCAUGAAACUUUCUUGGAAAAUUAUAGAUCUAUUUAGUCUGCAAAUCAAGAAAGGUAUAAAGACAUCCAAAUCAAAACAAAACAGAAUGUUAAAAAAUGUAUGCAGAUUUAUGGAUAUUAUCAAUGAGAAGACUUAGCAUGUUACUUCUCCUAUAGCUCUACUGUCCAGCAUGUAUUGUUCCAAAUAUGACUCCCUAAAAUAUAUACACAUUGCAGAAGCUCUAGGUCCUUACUUCAACUACCUUGCCAUUGGUUACUGUAUUCUUUCAAGGUCAAUGUAGUUUCCCUCACUCCACACAAUCGUUAUUUCAAUAGUGGUUUGUGUCCUUCACCGAGUAUUUAUUUGUGUUUUCAGGAAGUUAGCAAAAAAAGGAAAUGGUGGAAUUUGCCUAAUGAGUUACAAAGAGCAAAAGUUAUGCAUCUAUACAAGAAUUUUGAACACACAUUUGCAAGCAAUAUUUGUUUAAACAAAAUAUUUGUUGAAGUACCAAAUAAAGACAUUUAAUUUAAAAAAAUUAGGAAUAUUGCUUUUCUAAGAAAAUAAUAUCCUUCUGAACAAAUACAUAUCUUGGAUUUUUCCUUGUCACUCUCAACUUGACAGUAAACACACCUGUCACUUCCCAAGGACUAAACAGACCCCAAGCAAAAGCCUCAUUUUCUCUUAAAAACAAUAUUUAAAAGAUAUAGAAAAUGGGACACAGGUUCAUUGAUAAUGAAUUGACAUAAGCUUUUGUGGUGAUAGAGAUGUGUAUAUACACAUACUAGAAACUUAUCUGCAAUAAGAUUAACAAUCUCAUAGAGCAUUAUCACUUAUGCUGAUUUCAUUACUUACUAUAUUUUAUCCACUAAAACACUAUAAAGUAUGAUAUAUGAAUCUCCAACAAAACUGUUUUCUUUAUUUCCAAAGGCUAUCCUUUAUUCUAUAAACUCACUGGUCUCUUCCUGUGGAAUUGAAAAAAAACAAAAUUCUUACCACUGUGUUUGCAUAUUUUUUUCUUCAUAUCACCUUAGCAAAUUUUAACCACAGUGAAAUGUUUUGGAAAUUACCUUUGUCAGAGAAUAAAUUAAAUGCUUCAUAUUUCCUUUAAAGCUUAGCUUGACAAAAACAAUGGUUUAUAGCACAGUAAACAUUUAUUUAACUGAUUGCUUUAUAAGUGCAUAAAAUCUUUAAUAGAAAAGUCAGUAUUCACUAGGCUUCCAAAGUAUCAAGUAUAAGCAUCUAAUUCUUUUUUCCCAAAAAUAAUAAAUCAAGUUAAAAAUUUUUUAAGUUUAUUCCAGCAAAGAUAGCUAUCACUUUUAAUUUCAUUACUCCAAUUUCUGGGUCUCAAUCCAUCCAUUACUUAUUCUUAUAUAAAUAAGUUUUUUGACUGCAUUUGUAUUUCAAUAGGAAUAAUUAUGACUUUUAGUAAAUAUUUGUCAUUGACAAUGUACAUGUACAUUGUACACAUGAAGAUGUGUUUAUUCCAAGACUCCUUAUUGUGAUGUUUAAAAAUCAAUGAACUUAAGAUUGAUAGCUAAAAUUUUGAGAAUCUUACAAAAUAGUGUUCUGUUUAAUAUACCUGAUUUGAAGUUUGAGGUAUGAGGUAUAGAAACAAAAUGGUGCUGAAGUUCCAUUGGAUAAUUCAGAGACAUUUGUGCUUCAAGAAACUGGAGAGUUAGCAGACUAAUCUAGACUUGAUCACAUUAAUACUUUGAGUUUUGAAAUUUUUACUUAUGAAUUUCAUAACACAUUUUAGUCACUAUAGAUUGACACUCUAAAGAGACAUCCAUCUGAUGCAAAUUGUGGUUCAUAAAACAUGGCCUCAUUCUAAUCUAAAGAGCUUAUUGGAAGAAUUCUUCUAUUUAAAAAAAAAUGGCAAUACUGUAGAUCCAUGUUCAAGAUAAAUCAAUGGUCCCAUGGAGCCACUAGCAAGCUAACAGAGUAUUCAAAAAGAGAAUUAAAAUGCUUACUGUGCAAGGCAAAGUUUCAGGGUCCUAAGUUGGGGCCUCUGAUUUCUUGGUGAAGCAAGCAUGCCUUCAUCACAGUAGUUUUUUUUUAAAUAAAGACCCAGAAAUAAAAAAUUUUUAUUCCACCUUCAUGGCUUAGUUUAGAAGGCCUUGCUUUGAGAAGGUUUCCCAUUGAUGUUGCUUAAUUUCAUCUGCACAAGGUGAAAUCCACUCAACAAUAAAAUUCCCUACUCAUUUUAAUAUCAUAAAAGGCUGAGAUUAUUUCUCUGUCAUAAAAUUGUAAAUAGCAUUUUUUAAAUCAGAAUUGCAUUUAAAAGAGUGGAUUGUUCUACAAAUAUAUAUAUGUGUAUAUAUACAUAUGCUUCUGAAAUAAGGAUAUAUUAUAUAGAGUUUUUUGACUUGUGGUCUUUAGUUAUAGGUAGUCAAAAAUUAAAAGAUUUGAAUGCAAAACUUUAUAUAUAAAUGUAUAUUUCUAAUGGUAGUAUAAAUUGCCACUUUAUAAUAAAAAAGAAACUGGUAGGAACAAUAAUGAAGCACAUGCUCCUUCAGAAUUUCAGUGAUUCUGAAUCCCCUCUUUGAUCCAGAAAUAAAUAUUUUUUAUUUCUAAAAAGAUAUCUUAAUCUGUACAUGCUUAAUAAUGUCUAUUCUGUGAUUGUCAUAACAGUCUGAAAAAUCUAUGGUUAAUGACAGGAAAGAGAUGCUAAAUACAAAUCUCUAUCUUUCAGGAUUUUUAUUUGACCCAUUAAAAAUAUCUGAAAUAAAUGAAAAUUUCUCACGUUAAGUCUGAUAUAUUUGGCUUCAGUAAAACACAGAAGCACAAAAUAUAUUUAACUUUAUGGUAAUAGCAUCAAAUGUCAAAAUAUAAAUGGCAUCAUUAGAUGUUUUAUUGGUUGGUUAUGUUUCUUUGUCUUUGCUCCAAGCAAAGCUUAAAGAGGUAGUAUUCAUUUUAUUUAAAGUUGUUCAACAAAAGUCCAAAAUGUGUACCCAUAAUCCUGAUUGGUCUUGGUUUCAUUAUAAGUCUAGCUCUUGAAAUCUUAAUAAAUCAUUGACACUGAAAUGUUUAAUAAAUGUUGUAUGAGAACUGGGCAAAUUAAUGUUUCAUUUUUGCAUUAAAAACAAAUUAUUCAAAUCA